Messenger RNA from Nicotiana tabacum (common tobacco), 1914 nucleotides. Lineage: Eukaryota; Viridiplantae; Streptophyta; Magnoliopsida; Solanales; Solanaceae. The record is from RefSeq and is a predicted model, not a curated record.
AUGAUUACCACGGUUGACAAACGUCUGGCUAGUUAUGCAAAUCCAGAUCCGCACGAUCUGAAAUUCUUGACCCCAAAAGAAAGUUUUGAAUUGUUGAUAAAGAGAGCUUUUGGCACGAGAAGUUGUCCUAAUGAUUUAGUAGGACUUGGAGAAAGCAUUGCACGAAAAUGUGAGGGUGUACCACUUGCAGUAGUGGUAAUUGCAGGAGCAUUAAGAGGUCGUCCGAACAAAAAUGAUUGGAUAAAAGUGGAGAAUAAUGUGAUGCAACAUCUUUUAAGGGAUAAUCACGAAAGCUGCUUGAAAUUUGUGGAGAUGAGUUAUGAUCGUUUGCCCCACGAAGUACAGACGUGCUUCUUGUAUUGUGGUGUCUUUCCUCGAGGCUUUGAUAUCCCUUCAUGGAAAUUAAUUCGCUUGUGGAUAGCGGAAGGGUUAAUAAAGCCCCAACAGAACUACACUCUCGAGGAGAUAGCAGAGUUUUAUUUGAACGAUCUUGUCAACAGAAACUUAGUGAUAUCGAUGCAAAAGAAGUCUGAUGGUCAGAUAAAGACUUGUCGUCUUCAUGACAUGUUGCAUGAGUUCUGCAGAAAGGAGGCUAGUAACAAAUGGCUUUUUCAAGAAGUCAGUCUAACACCUGAUCAAGCUAUUCCUAUUGAAGACCCAAAUAAAUCCCGUCGAUUGUGCAUUCAACCCUCUAAUCUGAAAGACUUUAUCUCCAAAAAACCUUCUGCAGAACAUGUUAGAUCUUUCUAUUGUUUUUCCUCAAAAGAAAAACAAAUCAGUGGGUUGACUCCUAAUGACAUUAAACUCAUUCACAAAGCGUUUCCGCUUGUCAGGGUCUUGGACGUUGAAUCCAUCAAAUUUCUUUUCUCCAAGGAUUUUAACCAGUUAUUUCAUUUGAGAUAUAUUGCUAUCUCAGGUGACUUCAAUGUCAUUCCUUUGACCUUUAGUAAAUUUUGGAAUUUACAAACUCUUAUACUUAAUACAAGUACAUCAGAGCCCACCCUUGACAUAAAAGCAGACAUAUGGAACAUGUUACAGUUGAGGCAUCUCCACACCAACAUACCUGCAAAAUUACCAUCCCCUGCUGCCACGACGUCAGGUAAACCUUCUUGUCUACAAAUUCUUUGUAUGGUUGCACCAGAAAGUUGCAAGAAAGAUGUGCUCGCCAAGGCGUGUAAUCUCAGAAAAUUGAGCAUUCAAGGGAAAAUGGCGGCUUUUCUUGAAACUAAGGGUGGAAUCAACAAUCUUGAAGAGCUAAAGUGCCUGGAACAUCUGAAACUGUUGAACGAUGCUGCUUACAUGAAAACAUCGCUUCACCUCCCUCCAGCAUUCUUCAGAUUUUUACGCACAUUGAGGAAGUUAACUUUAGCAAAUACAAGGUUUUCUUGGAGUGAAGCGAAUAAAUUGGGGCAGUUGGAAUCCCUUGAGGUCCUAAAAUUGAAAGAAGAUGCAUUUAUAGGCGAUUCUUGGCAGCCGGAAAUCAGAGGUUUUAGCCAACUCCAGGUUCUAUGGAUUGAAAAGGCAACAAAAUUAGAAACUUGGGAGGCUUCAAAUCUUAACUUUCCUGUACUUAGGCACCUUGUUCUUAUCUCCUGUGAUAAGCUCAAGGCUGUGCCACUUGGGUUGGCUGAUAUACCUAACCUUCAAGAAAUGAGGCUGGAGAAUACAAGCAAAGCUGUGAAAUCUGCAAAAGAUGUACAGGAGAGCAAGAUAUCUAAAGGCAUGAAAUGCACCCUCACCAUAUUCCCUUCUGAAGUUGAAUCCAAGGCCACACAGCGACAGAUGUUGAAGCAGAGAAACAAGGUGACAUUGCUGGGACAAACAGAAUACUCUUUCAUAUGCAGUUACUUUUCAUAUUAUUUUUCCCAUUCAUCUGAUGAACUUGUUCCAAUAAAGAAGACACAUAUUCUUUGA